CUUCCGGUGCCCCAACAAUUCUUGAGGCCCAAUCUAUCCGGCCCACCUAAACCUCCUCCGGCGACAGCGUUGGCGAGUGGAGAAGGGCACGGCGGCCGUGUAGCCUGGAAUCUCCGGUGCUCCUCCGGCGAGCGGCGGCGAUGGACGGGGGCGGCGGCGAUGCCGUGGACGGGGAGGCGAGCGGCGCCCGGUUCGAGUGGGACGAGGACUCGCAGCUCUACUACCACGCCAGUACUGGGUUUUACCAUGACCCCGUCGCUGGAUGGUACUAUAGCGGUAGAGAUGGUCAGUACUACAUCUAUGACAAUGGAAAUUACGUGCCAUGGACACCAGAUGCGGGCAAUGAACCCAAAACACAUAAUCCAUGCGAUGAAUCUAAUCAAGAUUUCCUGGAACCCUCAUCAGGAUUGGAACAAGAUAUACCAGAUAACCAGAAUGAAACACAACGGCCACCAUCAGAAUGGAUGGAGGAAACAUUAAUCAAUAUGUUCUUGUCGGGCUAUUCUAAUGCAGAGGUCAAUGCUGAUAUUUCACUUGGAGACUCACAAAUAAAUGACGGAGAUAGUAGUGAGACAGCUGAAAAUAAACCUGGUAACUUCGCCUCGGAAAAUGCACCAUCCUCUCCAUGUGAUGCUUCCUUGCACCAAACAGAAGAUGAAUUGCAAAAUGAGAAUUCGACAGCCGUGCAUGAAUCUCUGAGUGAAGAGGAAGAGAAAUGGCUUGCUCAGUAUGGUCAGGUAGAGCAAGAAAUUGAUGAUCAACCAUUAUUUCCGAGCAUCGAUCUCUGGGAUUGGGAUAUGGUCAAAGAAUCAGUUAGUAAAGGUCAACCCAUGGCCAGGCUUGUGGGACGUUUAGUUAAGGGUUCUAGUAAGCCUCAUCCUUCUCUGCCUGCUCGUGGUGGCCUUCUAAGAACUGCCCCUGUGCAUGAAGUUCAUCUUGAUCUUGUGCGUGUUUCAUCAGGAAAAAUAUACAGGCUAAGGAACCCUAGCAGGAAAUACUUAGCCUCUUUAUCAUCAUAUGACUCGUCCAACCCAACAAAAGACUGGGGUUUUCCCAACAUAUAUGCCAAUUCCGACAAUGAUUUGGAUAAACAGUCAUCAGCACAGUGCCAAUCGGAAGUCAUGGAUGUAUUUUCUAUGAAGGGUGUUUCAGCUGCUAGUGCCAAGGAGCACAAGAUAAAUGCUUAUAGGGACAGAGCUGCUGAGAGAAGGAUCCUACACCGUGGUAUAGGGAUAGGACCUGGACAGAAACAAAGUAGCAGCACCAAUUUUUAUGAACAUGAGGAAACAAGUGAGGGCAUGGAUCUGAUGGGAGGUGCAUCAGUAGAUAUGAACUUCCGUUCCAGUGGCUUGAAUUCUGCCAAGAAAAUGAUGGAGAACAUGGGCUGGAAGGAAGGCGAAGCCCUUGGGAAGAGCACAAAGGGUAUGGUAGAACCCAUACAGCCUACUGUCAACAAACAUGGUGCUGGUUUGGGGUGGAAGCAAACCCGCUAAGAUGUUUGUAAUCGCUGAACUUUGGUGAUUUCAGGUAUGAAUUCUUCUACAAAAGAAAUGAUGUAACUGAGACUGUUCAUCUCAGAAAUUCGCACCCUUCUUGGAGGACGCUGUGUUUAGUACUACAGGCAGUAAAGAGGCUGAAACUGCUGAUUGUGAGCAAGUAAGGUAUAUAUACUCUAGACUGAUUGAAGAUGAUGAGAUCACAAGGAAAAGAGAGAGGACGAAGGUGGUUAGGACUGUUUUUUAUGCGUACUUUUGGCCUAAUUGCUUUUUAGGGCGGAAAGAAAUAAAGGUCUAAGUUCCACCCCCUCAAAUCCCGGGCACUGCUCCCAAUAUGGUUCUCUAAAGAACAGUGGUCUUGUUGUACUAAUCACUAAAGACGUGGCUUCAUCUGCUCAAGUGUGAAUUUGACCCUCAGCCAUCUCUGUACUCCAUAUUUGAAUGAUGAUUUCACAUUAGUGCAUAAUUGAACAUGAGUUGUCAAUUCCUCCUGAUUUGAUUAUCAGCAACUCGGUGGCUUUUGCUUUGAGUUUUUUUUUCAGAGACUUUGAGUAAUUUUUUGAUUGUAAGAUUCACCAAAGUUUAUACGUUGGGACCCUUGCG
Oryza sativa Japonica Group (Japanese rice) is the source of this 2099-nucleotide messenger RNA. Its product is annotated as SUPPRESSOR OF ABI3-5. Gene Ontology annotation, molecular function: RNA binding. Gene Ontology annotation, biological process: mRNA splicing, via spliceosome. Gene Ontology annotation, cellular component: nucleus. The record is from RefSeq and is a predicted model, not a curated record. Lineage: Eukaryota; Viridiplantae; Streptophyta; Magnoliopsida; Poales; Poaceae.